Exaiptasia diaphana is the source of this 4070-nucleotide messenger RNA. Its product is annotated as zinc finger protein 594. The transcript has 7 exons. Gene Ontology annotation, biological process: regulation of transcription by RNA polymerase II. NCBI's taxonomy places the organism in Eukaryota, Metazoa, Cnidaria, Anthozoa, Actiniaria, Aiptasiidae. The record is from RefSeq and is a predicted model, not a curated record. Gene Ontology annotation, molecular function: DNA-binding transcription factor activity; RNA polymerase II cis-regulatory region sequence-specific DNA binding. Bases 91 to 2736 code for a protein of 881 amino acids.
UCUAAGUUUGUUUAACGUUCAAACUCGUUGUUACAUUUGUAGAGGUUCAAAUCCAAACAUUUCAAGAUAUUUCGUGGGAUUUUGAAAAUCAUGCCGCGUUCUUUUCUUAUAAGAAAAAAAUCGCGAUAUACUGUUUCCAGUCAGAGUAGUACAAGCCAGCCUGUUAAUACUCCAGUCCAAAUGGAAAGAGGAGUCUCGACAGUGAGCAAAUCUCAUCGAGAGAAAGCGAUUUUCAAAGAAGAGGCAGAUGUUUUGCCAGAGAAUCAAAUCACAGUAGAAGUGAGCACGAAUCCUGAAUCGAACUCUGGAUUUUCCCAUCCACUAAACAGUCAGUGCACUAAUGCGAUGGGCGUGCAUGAUCAAGUGGUGAAGCCGUUCAAUCAUGACACUCAUGGUGCCUUUUCUCCACUUCUUCCACCCUUCAAACCCAGUCCUUUUCUUCCCAUUCAUCCCACGAGAAAUGAAAACUUUCAUUGGCCUGGGCCUGCUUUUCCAGAACCGUCCGCUGUUCACCCGAAGCUGCUUUGGAAGUUCCCCCAAUUUUAUACAAAUCUCAGAGGACCGCAUCACGUGAUGCCCCAUGAGACCGCUGACAUGAGACACUGCUUUAACUACAGCUACCUCUCGAAUGGCUAUUUAUCUCAGCCCAGUCUCUUACACGAAACAGCAGCCAUGACAAACAGCUAUACGUCACCACUUCCGCCUAAUUUGAUUGGACAACAAGCCGCGUGUCAUAACAAUGGCGCUAUGAAACCUGAGCACGAUAGCUUCGUUUUGCGCGAGAAAAUGGGGAUAAGCCGACAAACGCAUUCUGGGAAGRCGAAGGACAUACCACGUGAUUCGAAUCAGCCAAUCACUUUUGAUCGYUCUAAAGUGGACAUUGAUGAUUUAGAAGAAGAAGAGUUUGACACCCACACACACGGUGAAUUGUGYGGACAGGAGGUAUUUGMUUGUAAGACUUGUCAGAAAGUGUUCUGYACAUCGCGYAGUCUUGAACUCCAUGUCAGACGUUCGCACACUACCUCAAGACCUUAUUCUUGUCCAACAUGCGGCAAGACGUUUAGUCAUUUCGUAAGUUUAACUCAACACAAGAAGACACAUGCAACGGUCAGGACAUUUGAAUGCAAGAAAUGCGGUAAACACUUCAAGAGAUCGUCAACUCUCUCAACRCAUAUGUUGAUCCAUGCUGAUAUCAGACCUUUCUCAUGUGCCUACUGCGGSAARCGAUUCCAUCAGAAGUCCGACAUGAAAAAACACACCCUGGUGCACACAGGGGAGAAGCCUCACGAGUGUACAUAUUGUGGAAAGUGUUUCAGUCAGUCGUCGAAUCUCAUCACUCACAGUCGAAAACACAUGGGGUUUAAACCCUUUGGUUGCGAAGUGUGCGGAAGAGCUUUCUACAGAAAGGUCGACCUUAGAAGACAUGCGCAUGUCCAUACCAAGGGAUUUCUCCAUGGAAACGAUGUGACGUCGACAUCGUCGGAAGCACGUGACGAAUACUUUCUCAAAGAUUACACCGUUUUAUACAGAAAUUGGGUGUACCGGUUUGUGCCUCAAGAAGAGAUUAUGCCGCGUUCGUUYCUAGUACGGUUUAGAUCGACUAACUCUGCCGAGGGAGAUCUUCAAAUUAGCCCAUCACAGCAACAAGAGAAAAAAGUCGAAAGCAAUGGAAAGGAGAUCCGAGGAGAGGAAUAUGAAUCGCAAGACAAGAGAGCCGACAAACAUGGCAAUGUUCCCUGUUCAACUACUAUACGUCAAAGCACUGAUUCACUUCUUCAAAACAGCAAACAACUUCAAGAAUACGAUGAAAAUUGCAGCAAAAAAGAAAGCGUUUUUCAAGAAAUUGUUCAAAAUUACAAAGAAAAAAAGAAGAUUAAAAAAGAGGAGAAAGUGAAAAGUGAACGGGAAAGUGCAGAGGAACACAACGUUGAUGAAAAUGAGAAUAUUGUGAACACGGUCAAGGCAGAGGGCGGUGGACAAGCUUACUCGCAAGCAUAUUUCCAGUACCCAAAGGCGGAUAGCUAUUUUAAGAACAGCCCUCUGUUCAUCCCAGCAAGCAGCGCGGGCAUCCUAUCGCCUGCGGUUUGGCCAUAUCAACAACCAGCUACCCAAGAUAGACCAGAAUCCUUUGCUCGCUGGAUGCAACACUGGGCAGAAACAAGACAAGCCUUGAAUGGUCAAAAUCCCUUUCGUUACUUUAAUAAUUUCUCCGGCCCAAUGACGUCACCGGUGAAAUCUGACACGGUCUCAGCCAAUCAGAGUCCCUCACCGACCGAAGGGAGAAUAUCAAGUGGUCAGCGUUCACAAAAACGCUUCUACUCAUGCGCCAUUUGUGACAAAUUGUUCAAUAAUUCAAUCAGUCUCAAGCAGCAUAUGAUCGUUCAUUCCUCGAAAAAGCCAUUUCAAUGUCACGUGUGUGAGAAAAGUUUCAAGCGUUCUUCGACACUUUCGACGCACAUGCUUAUUCACUCCGAUACGCGUCCGUUUGAAUGUGAAUUUUGCGGCAAGAAAUUCCACCAGAAAUCCGACAUGAAGAAACAUACAUACACACACACGGGCGAGAAGCCGCAUUUCUGCACGUUUUGUGGAAAGUCAUUUAGUCAGUCUUCUAAYCUGAUCACUCAUUGCCGCAAGCACAAGGGWUUCAAACCGUUUUCGUGUCGUGAGUGCGGUGUUUCCUUCUUCAGGAAGGUUGAUCUCAGACGUCAUAACUACCUACACGAGAUGAAGGAGUAAAGCCUUACACUGAUUGACAUUAACUCCAGUCUACCAAUCAAAUUGCGAUUUGUAAACCAACAGUGAGAUGAUCGUUCACAACCCCCUUUAAUCCGUUAAAAGACGUCGCUUUUUGCGACCAGUGAUCUUUAUAUGGGAUUAGUAAAGAAUAAACCAUUCGGUAGAGUCAUUUACAUUAUAAAAACUUCAGUCUAUGGCUUGCAACGAAAUACUGAAUUCCUGGUGAAAAUCAAACAAAAGUAUCCUCAACUACCGUCCAAAUACGGAAAAUAUAUAUGCGAAAAAAACGUCGGUUUUAACACGUGUCAAACUGAAUGAAAACCGCAACAACCAGUCCUUGUAUAAAAUGAAACAGUUAUCUACGAUAUAGGGACUGACUUUAUGAAGCGGGCUGGCAAGGUUGACCCGAAAAGAACCGGGACAGCCGCCAUCAUUAUCAUCAGCCCCCUACAAAUUGAAUUGUGUAUUCCCAAUCACAUAUAACUACAUUAAGUUCCUUUAAGAAGUCGCUUUUCGGGUGAGCCUUUUAUAAUAUGAAAGCAGCAACGUCGUUUUUUACAUGUGCCUCUUCAUAAUACGAAAAAACGUCGUUUUUCACAUGUGUCUUUUUAAUGAUAAAGGCAAAUCGUAGCGCGUGAAUCAUUCUGUUCUUAAAACAACUCAAAAUAAACAAAACUCAACAUUGGGAAAAAGGUUUUUACAGUUGGAGUUAAAAGAAAAUCAGUACUCGAGAUAUGUCAGUUGUCUUAUUUAUCCCCAUACAAAAUACUUGUUUUAACUUUGCAUGCGCUGACAAGAUAUCAUUUGGUACUCGUCGAUUAACUUACCAACAUUCUGAGUUGGGCCUGGGUACGAACAUGCAAUAUCGUCCACAGGAAGCCCAUUUUCAUCAUUCUUUGCUUUAAUGAAUACAUGGGAACCAUAAACUAAGAAAAGAUAAAUUAACGUUAUAAAAGUAUGUAUUAAUGUUGUCAAAGAAGAGAUCAGUUGCUAUCAAAGACAUCAACUUCAUUUUCAAAUAAGAGAGAAAACAAUACGAAGAUGUUUAACAAAUAAAUAAUAUAUAAAUUGUAAAAAACAUAAAUAAUAUAUGAAUUGUAAUAAACUAUAACUGAUAACUAUAAUAUUAAUAAAAUAUUAACAAAUAUAUAUAUAAUACUUAUAUGACGUUCAUACCGCAAUUCAACCGUAAUUUUCGUAAAGUUUUCAGUGUCAAUUAUUAGUAAAAAAAAUAAAACCCACGACAUAAAACUUUUUUGCAAGAAAAUGCAUGAAAUUACUCAAUUUUGAAUAAAAAGUAUUGAAAUUUGAAAUAAAGUGAAAGCUGAUUUGAA